AUGGGCGGAUCGUCGCGGCUUGAUAUGCAUCUCUCAGAGCCAGGUUCGCUGCUUGUGGCUCGUCCGAUUGACGGCACAGUUGCUGGUCUAAACACUCAGAAGGCCCCGGCGACAGGCACGGAAUCCGAUCGUCCAAAGCACACUAUGAACUAUCCACCGCCUCCAGUGUCGCAACCCGCGAUGUCUUCCACAGAGUACGUGUCAUCAAAGAAUGGUUCCAGAAGUGAUCUGCCGGAUAUUGCGAUACAUCCUGGAAGCUUUGCUUCACGCCCGCAACCGAUAUGUACCUCGCCAAAGCAUGAUUCCGCUCAUGAUCGUUCGUCGCAAGCUCCGUCUGAAUACUCUAUACCCGACGGACAAUCGCGAACACCCAGUCUGUCUCUCCACGCAGGGCAAGAGAGGGGUGGUUCCUCUUCAGGGUUUGACAAUUUACCUCGAUUUGUUGCCGGUCGCAAAAGGACUGCAACAGGCGACAUUAAGCUGUCAAAAACUUCAAUAGCACCUGCUCGCGCAGGUGUCGAUGGCUCGGAAACCUACCAUGCUGGAAAUGCUCAGUCUUCCUCCCAUGGAAGUAGGAUUGCCGCGGUAAAUUGA
Messenger RNA from Aspergillus clavatus NRRL 1, 594 nucleotides. RefSeq lists its product as uncharacterized. The coding region runs from base 1 to 594 and encodes 197 amino acids. Lineage: Eukaryota; Fungi; Ascomycota; Eurotiomycetes; Eurotiales; Aspergillaceae. The record is from RefSeq and is a predicted model, not a curated record. The transcript has a single exon.